Protopolystoma xenopodis is the source of this 3396-nucleotide messenger RNA. Lineage: Eukaryota; Metazoa; Platyhelminthes; Monogenea; Polystomatidea; Polystomatidae. The record is from the annotation of a GenBank genome assembly.
AUGCGAAUCGUUUUUUUGUUGACUGCAGAGCAGCAAAGACGACGACGUAAGGCUAAGUCCCGGCCGCGCUAUAUGCUUCGGGUCACAAAAAUCGAACGGGAAUCCGAAGGAUCUGAGCCUGGUUCUAUACGCCCGACGUUCUUCUUCAGAAUUCUACAGGUUUCCAUUUGUUGGUUUGUUGCGGCUGACCUAUUCCCUGGGAAACCCUGCUUGAUUGCGAUAAAAACGCGAGCCAGUCACCAAACUGUUAGUGAGGAGAUCAUCAUGGCCAUCAAGGCUGCAGUAGUCUGCAUGCUUGAGUCUUUGCGAGCUGAUGAACACUCAAUUAAGCUGAACCAUGAUUACAUUUUCUACCCGCCCUCUUCGUCAUUUAAACCGGCAACCUUUAGCAUUCCAGAUUCGUCUCUUAACACACAACAAUAUCAUCAAAACGGCCCAGUUUUAGCUCCUCUGUCUUCAUCCACAUGCCAGACGGCUCUUUGUCUUGAUGCCACAUUAUUAGCAAAUUCUAUUGCUUCUACUUGCGGACAGCCAAUCAACUCUCAACAAAAUCUGCUCUUUCAUCGCCUUAAUCAACUUCACUCACAGCAUCAACCAUCAAAUCAAGUAUUUCAAUAUCUUCCAGUUUCAACUCCAAACUUCCUGGCCUCUAAUCAAUUUUCGCAGCAGCAACAGGUGAUGCAAGCACAACAGCAGCAGGCUCAGCAAUAUCAUCAUUUACAGCAGCAGUCGCUGCAGGUGCAUCAACAUCCUUUGCAUCCAGUAUAUUCAAACUUUUUGCCGCCCAUCAUUUCGUAUCCCUGCGAUAUUGUAAAUGACGAUGAUGAUGAGGCUGCCAGCGACCUCUCCCGGCCUGCCUCGCCUAUUGAGCUCAGGUCACCUUUUCAUCCCGAGGCCGAGCUUAUAGUAGGAGCUUCCUCUAACCAUGACGAGACAAUUUCUAGCUCAGCCCUUAUUGGCAGCUCUGGAACUGGCGAACCUCUUGACUUUUCAGCUACUCACUUUACCCCAGCAUGUCAAACCACCGCUUCCUCGGGUCUGCAAGAACAUAUUGGAGAUUCUUUAGCUGGCAUACUUAGCUCUGCUGCUUCUCAAGAUCUCUAUACUGUAGGCGAAGAAGCGGCAUCUUCGUCAACUCCAAGCUACCAAACGGCAUUCGACGAGGUCGCUCCAAUAACCAGCACUCUAAUUCUCCCCGGGGGUGCGUCUUCCACUGCCUGCGUAUUCGCAACCGCCGCACCUUUCACUUCCUCUUCUUCUACUCUAACUGGCGCUCAUUUUUUUUCACCGUCCAUAUUCCCAUAUUUAGGUGUGCCAUUUCCUUCCCGUCUGUGGCAAACCUUUACUGAGUCUGUUGGCCUUCGUCAAGAGUCUUCUAUCGCAACUGCCGCUGUUAUUUCCUCUCCUAGUACCACUGCAACGACUCAAGGAUCCAUUGGACAGGGCACUGAAAUACCCCAUGUAACCCUUUCUACCAAUCAGCCCACUGUAGAUAAAGCUGGCCAAACAGAGUCUUUUCCUCAACCUGUCAGUCCUACUUCGCUGAAUCGCAACGGGUUUGUCACUAAUUCUUCUUGUACUGGAAGGCCUACCGAGUUUAGGCCUGAAAUUGGUGUUAGCGCAGUUAGUCCUGGUCCUGCAGCUUGUGGCAUUGGUUCCAGUUGUGGAGUCGUUGAUGUUGGAAUUUCGCCCUCUCCAUCUGCCUCAUUGUCAUCAGCUUCCUCAAUGGCUUCUUCUUGCCUCCAUCCACAACUAGCCACUUCAGCCGAUUCUGGAUUGUUGCUGCCGCCCGAGACAUUUAGCCAAACACCCGUCCACUUAUUUGGCAUACCGGUCCCUGUUGGCUUUGAAGAUGCUUUGCGUGAGCUUGUCACUCGUCUAUCUUCUUCGCAUCGUAAUCCACUUAUCAUAGUUCCGAGUCGUCAAUGUCCAUUAAUUGUUCCGCCCUUAAGCUCUGCCGCCCCAUCUGCAGGCUUAUCAGUUCCUCCAAAUCCUGAUAAGAUUUCGCCUGUCCGUCUACUCGAGGUUCCUGAUGAUCACAUAUUCAUCGGUAUAUGUCGUCGGCCGCUGGAUGAGCCCGGUGAAGAAAUUUCCGGUAGCGCUGUUAACAGUAACUGCGGCAUCACUAUAGCAAAGUGUAUCAAGGAUCGAGCAUUCGUGGUUACUCAGGAGACUCAGGCAGACGGUGCAGUUCAGCCGCGUAUAUACAGGGCUCCUGCCCAAGGUGCCGUUAUAUUGACGCCAUCUGGGGAGAUUCAUCUUGUGGAACGUGCAACUCUGGUAGUACCGGUCCCACCAGUAGGAACUUCAUCGUUGACUGAAGAAGAUGGUAAAAAUGCAAGCUUGCAAUCGCGAGAAAUAGGGAGCGUGAAACUUCGUGAGCUGCCUCUUCCUGCUGAUAUAGAAUCUCUUAGUUUUGAUGACGUCAUUAGUCUUAUGCUCGCAGUUCGCAGUAUGACUCAUUUGGGAACCGGAGCAGCUAGCUUCGCCGGCACUGCGGAAGGACUUGGUUUUAGUGGUUUCAGCAGCGCUAGUAACAUUUGCAGUAACGUUGGUUUCUGUUCAGAUGGUGGAGGUACCGGCGGGAUAGUAAGCGGUGGAAUGGGUGGGACUGGAGCUGUUUCUUGCGGACUGGAAAUGUCUUUGUCUAUCCCAAUCUCUUCUGGUAUGCUGACUUCAGGUAUUUCUAUUCCUUCGGAACCCCAACAACCCAACCUUGGCUUAUUAGUCGGCACAUAUAACCAAUCUCAGAUUCACCAACUCCAGCAACAACCACAACAAAAUUUACUUGGUCAAAAGCACAUUCAUCAACACCAGCAGCCAUUGACUCAGUCCAAUCUGCUUCAUGCCACACCUGAUCUGCCUCCUGCUGUCAGAAGUUGUUUAUCUCCACAAGCCCUUACUAUGGGCGAGACCACUCACUUUCCCUGUGACUAUUCGAACACUGGCACACUGACUGCUGGCCCAGCUUGUGUAGAUUCGUCUGGGCUGAUAACUUCGGCUCCGAGUCUUACGAAUGUUGGUAUACUACCAGAUACACAGCCGAAACUACUGGGGGUGAUCGGACCCAAUGACACUUUUUUGGCCACCCCUUCCACAGGGUCUGACUGUCCCUCUGUUACUUGUCCUCUUAUAACCUCCCAGCCUGUAUUAGGCCAGGCUAGGCCAACUCCCGACCAGCAUGGCCAGACGCAAGUACAAUUCGGCCAAACUCAUAUUCAGCAAUCACAACAACAGCAGCGACAACUUGACGAAUCUUUUAUUCCUCACAAGACUAAUGAUCGAUUAAACCCUGCAGUUUCAGUUGACCAGGCUCUAUUAGCCAGGUAUCAACAGCUAGUACUCGCUAGCCUAAUUCUUCAACAACAGCAACAACAGCAACAGCAGCAACAACAG